Messenger RNA from Nycticebus coucang (slow loris), 3177 nucleotides. It is a transcript of the gene MAP2K3, whose product is annotated as mitogen-activated protein kinase kinase 3. The record is from RefSeq and is a predicted model, not a curated record. The transcript has 15 exons. Gene Ontology annotation, molecular function: MAP kinase kinase activity; ATP binding. Gene Ontology annotation, biological process: protein phosphorylation; MAPK cascade. The coding region runs from base 1251 to 2294 and encodes 347 amino acids. Lineage: Eukaryota; Metazoa; Chordata; Mammalia; Primates; Lorisidae.
GGCUCUUAAAGGGGCUACACGGGCUGUGUUCCACUUGCAGACCCAAACAAAACAAGGCGCGCCUCCUUCGCGUGCAGGGCUGCUUGCCCCUUUUGCGUUUGUGUUCUACUUGCAACUUUAGGGCUCCACGCGGACCCUGAGACGGAACGACUUGUAUGGAAAUCCUCCUCGUCCCCAAGGCAGCCACCAUUUUUCCAGCACCGAGCUGUGUGCACCGCCUGUGCACAGAGAAGCCCUGGUGCUCAGGAAGCGCUCUGUAAGGCCUUGCUGUGCUUUGUGAAAAUUGCCACCACAACCUGAAAAUUCGCGCUGCUUCCUACACCGCCCUCCCUGCCUGGGCACCUUCCAAGGGAAACAACUGUCACACUCGGCUGAGACCCAGUGUAUGAAGGGACGUGUUGCAAGAUCAAUCAACAUUGAGACGCACAUGCUUUUUGCCCUCCUAGGGUCACCUUCCUCAGGAAGCCUUCUCUGAUGUCACUGCCUGAAUGUCCCAUCAAUCCAGUAAUUGGAGUGACUCACAGGGCUGUCUGUCAUCGCCGCUCUUCACCAAGGCGGAAACUGAGGCUCGCAGCAUCACCGACGUGCCCGACGCCACCCACUACAAAGCUGUCGAGUCGGACCUGUACCCGGUCCCACCUCAGGGGCGCACUUUUAACCCCGCCGCGGUACUCGGCCUCCCCGCAGGGCCGGGCCACAGCGGGGCCACCUGCGACCUCUGCGGGACUUUACCAGAUGACGCACCGGAGACAAGCCCACGCUGCGCACCCACUGGGGCGGCGGGUCUGCGGGCGCGCGGGGCGGGGCCUACUGCCUGACGCGCAACUGAGCUGAGCGGGGCUUGAGUGUAGACAGGCAGCUAGAGGGACCUGGCCCUAGCAGAAAGGGGCGGACUUGAUAGACUGCGGGCGGGGCCGCAUUCUGGGCUAACUGAGGGUGAGACUUGUGUUUGACAGGCAGGCCCAGUCCGGCGUCUAAUAGGCAAGGGACGGGCCCUGGAGACGGGCGGGCCAAUCGGCGUGCGGGGGCGUGGCCUGCGUCCGCGCAGUACAGCCCGGGCCCCCGCGGCGGUGCUCAGUUCGGCUCCGGCGCCGCCCGUCGUGUGUACGUCCCAGUUGCUGUCGCCGCCGCUCUUUGCCUGGUCUCUGCGCCCAGGCCGUCUGCCCGCAGCCAUGAACGCGCUUGGCCCCGGUGGUGCCCGCCGUCCUCUAGAUUAGUUCCCCCCCCUCUGCCCCUGACCUGUCUGCAGCAUGGAGUCCCCUGCCUCGAGCCAGCCCGCCGGCAUGCCCCAGCCCAAAGGAAAAUCCAAGAGGAAGAAGGACUUACGAAUAUCCUGUGUGUCCAAGUCACCUGCACCCAACCCCACACCCCCCCGGAACCUGGAUUCCCGGACCUUCAUCACCAUCGGAGACAGAAACUUUGAGGUGGAGGCUGAUGACCUAGUGACCAUCUCGGAACUGGGCCGGGGAGCCUAUGGAGUGGUGGAGAAGGUGCGGCACGCCCAAAGUGGCACCAUCAUGGCCGUGAAGCGGAUCCGGGCCACCGUGAAUUCACAGGAGCAGAAGCGGCUGCUCAUGGAUCUGGACAUCAACAUGCGUACAGUUGACUGCUUCUACACCGUCACCUUCUACGGGGCCCUCUUCCGAGAGGGAGACGUGUGGAUCUGCAUGGAGCUCAUGGACACAUCCCUGGACAAAUUCUACCGGAAGGUGCUGGAUAAAAACAUGACAAUUCCAGAGGACAUUCUGGGAGAGAUUGCUGUGUCUAUAGUGCGGGCACUGGAGCACCUGCAUAGCAAGCUGUCGGUGAUUCACAGAGAUGUGAAGCCCUCCAACGUCCUCAUCAACAAGGAGGGCCACGUGAAGAUGUGCGACUUCGGCAUCAGCGGCUACUUGGUAGACUCCGUGGCCAAGACAAUGGAUGCCGGCUGCAAGCCUUACAUGGCUCCUGAGAGAAUCAAUCCGGAGCUGAACCAGAAGGGCUACAAUGUCAAGUCUGAUGUCUGGAGUCUUGGCAUCACCAUGAUUGAGAUGGCCAUUCUACGGUUCCCUUAUGAGUCCUGGGGGACCCCAUUCCAGCAGCUGAAGCAGGUGGUGGAAGAGCCAUCCCCCCAGCUCCCAGCUGACCGUUUCUCCCCUGAGUUUGUGGACUUCACUGCACAGUGCCUGAGGAAGAACUCUGCGGAACGCCUGAGCUACCUGGAGCUGAUGGAGCACCCCUUCUUUACUUUGCACAAAACCAAGAAGACGGAUAUUGCUGCCUUCGUGAAAGAGAUCUUGGGAGAGGACUCAUAAGGACUGGGCCUUGGACCCCUCUCUGGCCCUCCAGAGUCCACAGCCUCCUCUGCUUGGACAGUGUGUGCCCCACCCAUAAGCUACGGCCACCCUGGCCUGGGGUGCCUGGGAGGAAUCCAGGGGGCUGUUCCUGCCUGGCUCUGCAGUGAGCCGUUUGUCCCAAGUGCCAAAGAACCACACCGCUGGGGGCUCAGACAGACCCCACCAGUGCCUCUGCCCUGAUGCUCUGAGGACCCCAAGGCUCCAGCUGCUGAGACCCUGGACAUAGGGGGCCUGGAUGCCCUCUGCCAGAUGCUGCUGCCCCUCACAGAGACAUAGCCAGUGCCAUGUGGACAGGCUGCUGCCUUGCCCAUCUUGGAUACCACCCAAGUUGUAUAUUUUUUUAGCUCUCAACUGAAUGGACUUUGCACACUUUGGCUCAGGGCGGCCACACCUCUGUCUUGGCUUUGGUGUAGGGGACAAAGUAGGGGGAUAAGCCAUGUGAAUCCUCCUGAGACUUCCACAAGGGAGAGCCGUGAACUGCCCUGGCCUCCCCCCAGCACUGGCAAAUAGGGCCUCUUUGUUACCUAGCUCUGCCCAACACCUUUAGGGGUGUUGUUUCACCAUUUCUUUGUUUUUAUUUUUUGUAAUUUAUCCCUCCCCCCUUUUUUCUUUGCUUUGUGGGUUUGGCUAGUUUUUCUUGCAUGGUUUGGAGCUGAUCACUUCUUUCCCAGCCCUCUGCUCAAGGCUGGGGUCUAGGGGAUGGGCCAAGGUCUCUACUUAGGCACCAAGGGAGCCUGCCGGGUGCACUGUCCUUGGGGACCGGCUUGAUAAGGGGAUAUGGAUUUGUCUUGGUGGUGUUUUAAAAACAAACAAAAAAAGAAAAUAUAUUUUUUUGAAGAAA